AUGGACGUCCUAGGCCACAUGGAGCUGACCGAGGGCUCCCUCUGCUCCUUCUCGCCCGGCGGCGAUUUCUACGACGACCCUUGUUUCAACACGUCGGACAUGCACUUCUUCGAAGACUUGGACCCGCGGCUGGUGCACGUGGGAGGCCUGCUGAAGGCCGACGAGCACGGCCACCACCACCACGGCCACGAGGACGAGCACAUCCGGGCGCCCAGCGGGCACCACCAAGCGGGCCGCUGCCUGCUUUGGGCCUGCAAGGCCUGCAAGAGGAAGACCACCAACGCCGACCGCCGCAAGGCGGCCACCAUGCGCGAGCGGCGGCGGCUCAGCAAAGUCAACGAGGCCUUCGAGACGCUCAAGCGCUGCACCUCCACCAACCCCAACCAGCGCCUGCCCAAGGUGGAGAUCCUGCGUAACGCCAUCCGCUACAUCGAAAGCCUCCAGGCGCUGCUGCGGGAGCAAGAGGAUGUCUACUACCCGGUCCUGGAACACUACAGCGGCGACUCCGACGCCUCCAGCCCCCGCUCUAAUUGCUCCGACGGCAUGAUGGAAUACAGUGGUCCUCCUUGCAGUUCUCGCAGAAGGAGUAGUUAUGACAGCAGCUACUAUUCAGAAUCACUCAGUGAUUCAAAGCAAGGGAAGAAUGCAGUCGUUUCCAGCCUAGAUUGCUUAUCCAGCAUUGUGGAACGGAUUUCAACAGAGAGCACAGCCUGUCCUGCUUUACCCACAGCUGAAAGUGGGAUUGAAGGCAGCCCUUGCUCACUCCACGAAGGGCCCAGCCUGGGUGAUACCGGAGUCCAAACCAGCUCCCCAGCCAGCUGUACUCAGAUUCCACAGGACUCUGCCAACAACAAUGCCAGCAACCCUAUUUACCAAGUGCUAUGA
Thamnophis sirtalis is the source of this 885-nucleotide messenger RNA. It is a transcript of the gene MYOD1, whose product is annotated as myogenic differentiation 1. NCBI's taxonomy places the organism in Eukaryota, Metazoa, Chordata, Lepidosauria, Squamata, Natricidae. Gene Ontology annotation, biological process: skeletal muscle cell differentiation; muscle organ development; positive regulation of skeletal muscle fiber development. Gene Ontology annotation, molecular function: protein dimerization activity; RNA polymerase II cis-regulatory region sequence-specific DNA binding; DNA-binding transcription factor activity, RNA polymerase II-specific. The record is from RefSeq and is a predicted model, not a curated record.